AUGGUAUAUACUCAUAGUAAUGACUCUGACGACAGCCUUGUAGUGAUAGAGCAAGACGUCGUUAACACAGGGAACCCUGGAGAUGGCGAUCUCAGGGCGACCGCUAAAGACGAGGAAUACGAAAUUAUAUCAAGCGAUCAGAUCGAUCAUGAAAAGAACACUGUCACGGAUUGGACGUCUGGUCACCAUAUCAGUAACAAAGGCUCCUCCACAGCUCAACGUGACACAACGUGCAGUUCCAACACUGGCGAUGAUACCAGAGUUGUGCUUGGGAGAAAACCCACGGUUCUGUAUAACGUCGGCGAGCCGGGUGUUCAAUCGGCUCAAUUGACAACGGCCAUCAUCCCUCAACAUCUGACAGGUAGCGCUGAAGAACUCGAGAAUAUCAAAGCCGCAUAUAGAUAUCGAGACGAGAUUAAAGAUAGACAUGAAGACAGGUAUGACAAUAUUCCCCACGACGCUUUGUACCAAUUUACAAGGGAUGGAUUGAACGAUUGCGUUGAGAAAACUCAUCAGGAUAUCAAGGAGACUUUCAAGAGAUACUCGGAUUCGUUCGAUAUCCAUUCUAUACCUUGUGCCCACCAAUCUUCUCUAUCGACAGUCAGAGAUUUAUUGUGCACAUGUGAUUCACCUAGAAGAUCAACGGUGGUUGUAGGCGUUGAUCCGUCCCAAUACAGCUGGACCAGCUCGAAAGGGAUCAACGAGAUCAAACGAUUCAGACUCUACACACGAACUGAAGAUUCUUUAGGAUAUGGAUCCCCCAACGCGAUCUUUGGAAUCUCAUAUAUCGAGAAAUCCAAAUUACAGGGGAUCAGAGCGGCCGAAAGACUUCAUGCAAAUACAGUUGGGGCUCUGUCUCAGGCUUCCGAGAAGUCCCUACCUAGAGAUUGGCGAGAAGUCGCUAUAAAGUUGAUGCCCUCCAAUUACAGUACAUCGCAAAGCAAUCCUUGUUCAUAUCUGAGAGUGGAGAAUAAGUUUAUCGAUUGGCUUGAGAAACAACCGUUCAAUUUCUUGGAGAAAAUCGAUACUAUCCCUGACGAUGAUCCUGCCACGUAUGAUACUAUUCCAUUUAAUCAGUAG
Kwoniella botswanensis is the source of this 1080-nucleotide messenger RNA. RefSeq lists its product as uncharacterized. The record is from RefSeq and is a predicted model, not a curated record. Lineage: Eukaryota; Fungi; Basidiomycota; Tremellomycetes; Tremellales; Cryptococcaceae. The transcript has a single exon. The coding region runs from base 1 to 1080 and encodes 359 amino acids.